GGAAGCAAAGAUUGUGGCUCCAGCCCAAGAAGCCAUGGGAGAUGCUCACACUGUCUCUAGCAGGCUCGAUGUUAUAGCUCGAGAGACCUAGAAGACAUGGUGGAAACCAUCUCAGCAUGAGGACCAUUCCAAUUUCUCUGGCACUUGAUGAAAUCAGCUGCAUCCAGGCAAAAAUCAGCAUGGCUACCAGAGAUGCAGAGCUGGAAGAGAGCAAGGCAAGAUGAACCAAGACAUGCUACUGGGAAGCAGCAAGAGCAGGGCUGCUCUGCCAAGGGAGAUGAGCCGUAAGCUGAGGAUAACACCUCAUCAUCAGGGCAGGGACAAGUCAGUGACAGGUCCCAUCAGCAGUGAUCCUCAGGCCAAGGCGAGAAGGCAAGCCAAGUCCCAGCUGCCGGCUGAUGCUGUCUUUGCCCACCAGUAAGCAGCAGCCGGUGCCAUGGAUGAGGUGACGGAGCUGGAGAUGGAGGGGAACUCCCUCUUGAAGGCAGUGUGGCUCGGGCGGCUCCGGCUCACCCGGCUGCUGCUGGAAGGGGGGGCUUACAUCAAUGAGAGCAAUGAGAAAGGGGAGACUGCCCUGAUGGUGGCCUGCAUCACCAAGCACGUCGACCAGCAGAGCAUUAACAAGGCCAAGAUGGUGAAGUACCUGCUGGACAAUAGAGCUGACCCCAACAUCCAGGACAAGUCUGGGAAAACAGCCCUCAUGCAUGCCUGUAUCCGUGGUGCAGGGGGGGACGUGGUGUCCCUGCUGCUGGAGAACGGGGCAGACCCCAGCUUGGAGGACCACUCGGGAGCAUCUGCUUUGGUCCACGCCAUCAAUGCUGAUGACAAGGAUGUGCUGCAGCACCUCCUGAAUGCCUGCAAAGCCAAAGGGAAGGAGGUGAUCAUUAUCACCAUGGACAAAUCGGCCUCUGGCACCAAGGCCACCAAGCAGUACCUGAACGUUCCCCCCUCACUGGAGUUCAAGGAGAGGACCCCCCCUGAGGCAUGCACAGCACCUUCCAGCGCCCACAUGAAAACUCCUGUCUCGGCACCUUCCCCUGCUGAGAAGGAGAGCGGCACCUUUGGGUCACACCCCAGGGACAGCCCCUCUGCCAGGGCUGCUGACGAGCCAUCCUCCCCAGGCCAGAGAGCUGGUGCAGCCAGGAGAGCCCGCCUGCCCCAGCUGAAGCGGCUGCGAUCGGAGCCAUGGGGUCUGGUCGCACCCUCGGUGCUGGCAGCCUCUGCGCACCGUGACGACACGCGGGUCUGCAUGGACGAUGAGGUGAUCAUGGGCAUUGGUGACCUUUCGCUCUCCAAAAAGGCUCCCCUUGCCCGGAGUGGCAGCAGCAAGAGCAAGGACCCCUCUCUCUUCCCCCCAGUAGACGAAGAGUCUCUGAGGACGUUGCCAGCGCCGGGGCCAUUGGCGAGGAAAACAGCCUAUGAGAAGAACCAGGCCACCCAUCAGCGCCUGCCCCGAAGGAGCACAGUCCCUGAAGACCUGGAGAGCAUCGGCUCCGCUGCCAACGGCUCAGCCGCAGCGAUGGACACGCUGUACUGGCGGAGGCUGGGCGCUGAGCACUACGACUGCGAUCCCCAGCUCUCCAGCGGCCCAGCUGAGGUGGGGAAGGUGCCGUCGGAGAGGAGGAAGCUCAGCGGGUCCCACUUGGCUUUGCUGGAUGGCUCACGGGAGUCCCUGGAUAGCAUCGCUGGCACAUCACCUGGGACUGUCCGGCGCCGACCGCCCGGCUUGCUGGAGAGGCGAGGGUCCGGGACCCUGCUGCUGGACCACAUCUCCCACACGAGGCCAGGAUAUCUGCCCCCCCUGAAUGUGAACCCCAACCCCCCAAUCCCUGACAUCGGCUCCAACACCAAAACCUCCUCCCCGCUCACUGCUGGUUUGAAGUCCCUGGUGCCCAUCGCCCCCAGCUCGCCCAGACGGGGUGACUUGAGAUCCAAAAGGAAGCUUCUCCGGAGACACUCCAUGCAAGCGGAGCAGAUGUGGCAGCUCUCUGAUUUUGAGGAAAUAGUGGCCCAGUAGCCAUGUCACCAUUUACUUCCCAGUAAGGUCACCAUACCAGUGCUGUCCCUGCAGAAACGUGACGUUCCCACAUGGAGCAGUUGCCUGGCUCCAGGGAAGUGCUGGUGACCAUGGGGGUCAGACCUGUGCCCAGGGGCUGAAUCAGGAGGUUCCUGCUCCUGCUUGCCAAAGCUGUGAGGAGAGCCUGGGCCUCCAGCCCAAAGAACCGAAGUCUCUCUUGUACUUUUCAUUCACUGCUGGACCUUUCCCCAGGGGCGACUACCUGAGAGAUCGAUCCCAGACCAUCUGAGAUUGUCAGGCUUCAUGCAAAGGCUCCUGCUUGGAGUUCACUUAUUCCUUGCUAUUUACAAUCUGCUUUUCUUCCAUCCUGCUCAUUCUGACGCAGAAACCCAUCUGGAGCCCCACGCCAGUGAGCCAUGGGGCUGAUGUGUUUGUGAAGUGCCUACCAGGAAGGAAAGGAGCUUGAUGCUGCGCAGCAUUGGAAGAUCAGAAAACCACCCUCCCUGGCAAUUGAAUGUAUUGGUACCCUCACUGUGCUGGAGAGGGAGACAAUUCUCCACCUCAGAGAUUUCCAAGCACUUUGAAACUCCAGAGGCUGAGCUAACCCCGUUGCUGCUGCAACCUGGUGCCUUCAGUGGGCCUGGACUGGGAACAGGUUUGUCUCUGUCUCUGAAGUGACCAAGAUUCAGGAGCAUUUCCCACUAUACCGAGCAACUCCAAGCACUGAAUUCCUGGGUGGGGAAGGCUGCCAGCUUGGUCUGCACAGGAAACCUCUGCCAACGAUGGGGGAGCAAGGAUGCCAAGUUGCCAAGGGUGGCACGUGGUGAGCGUCAGGGGUUCAUCCCAGCAGGGUGAAGCUGCAGGAAUAGCACCGCAGCCAGGUCACCCCUCUCCUGCUGACCCUGCUGCAGCAGCAGCCCUGUGGGGCCAAAGCAGAGCUGAGGCGGGGGGAGCACGCAGGUGGGAGGAGGGGGCAGCCACAGGAUGGCUCUGCAUGGUGUUGGUGUCUGCCGCACCUCUCUGCGUGGCACUGUCCUGAUGCAGCCUGAGUCCAAGCCAGCAAACGCGUCUGCUUGGCUGGAGGUGGGGGUGCGAGCACCGUUCCUUCCCCGGUGCCCAGGAACGGGGUGCCCGGUGCCGCAGCCCACAGCCGUGCAGCACCCUGCCAUGGGACUGGGCCCGCACCAGCAGCACGCGGCAGCUGCACAGGACCAGGGCAGCGAGACUGUGCACCGCAGGCCCCCUCCCACCCGCACGGCCCCAGCCUCAGGCAGGCACAGCUGGCGGUGGGGAGCACUCCUCACCCCACACUCGGCUGGGGCUGUAGGCUGUAUGUGUGUCGUAGCUGCCGUCAGCCGCCGCCAAACCCACCACAUGGAACCGGCUGCACGGAGAGAAACCAGCCCACGGCCCCGUGCCACUGCCUGGGCAAGCGUUUCGGAUUUGCAGCAUGCCCCAAACGCUGUGCCAAGCACCAACAGCUCCCCCGUGUUUAUUCAGUCUCACCUGGGAUAUGCCGCAUCUGCCAGCUGCACAAGGAACCCAUCUCAGUAGCCCCCGCCUCAAAGUUACUAGCCAACAUGGUGUAUCAGACUGCUCCAGCGAGCAAGCGGCAGAUGUUGGGUUCUGCCCUCGCCUCGAUCAGCCCAGCACACGUUCCCGUCCGUCCUUCCGAAGCGGCUGCCAACCAGCGGGUCCCUUGCCCUGGGCAUUAGCCACCUUUCUCCAGGCUGUUGCAAAACUUGGCGCAGCUCCUGCACAAAGCAGCACUGCAUUUUGGCUUGAACGGCGCAGGAACAUUCUCUGAAAGUGCAUUUGAGAUUUAAAUAUGCUAUUUAGAGCAGAGGUGGGCUUAUAUUUUUACAGCCUUAAAAGUUUAUACUCUCUGUAGGUCAGAUGUCUUAUAGAUUGAAUUUCAGGCAUAUUUUCCCUGUAACAGUGAUGUUUGUCUUCUGUUUUCGUGUGGAAUUUUCAAGCCCGUAGUUCACCUUUUCAA
Molecule: messenger RNA, 4013 nt
Organism: Falco peregrinus (peregrine falcon)
Lineage: Eukaryota; Metazoa; Chordata; Aves; Falconiformes; Falconidae
Gene: ANKRD34C
Product: ankyrin repeat domain 34C
Exons: 2
Coding region: 437-2017 (526 amino acids)
Molecular function (GO): protein binding
Source: RefSeq, a predicted model, not a curated record